AGUUUUGGAGGUAAAAUGUUCCCAACUGCGCUUCGACUUAACCUUAUGUAUUCGGGAUUACUUGUAUGUUUCACGGAAGUUACUAAUGUAUAUCGAUGGACCAGAGUGCAUGUACAUUAGCUGGGUAGCUCAGUAGGUUAGCGUGUCGACAAUUGAUCUGUACAUCGUAGGUUCAAGUGUGGCAAGGAUUUUUGUUGUUGCUUUCUUCUAAAUCUGCAUCUUUAAAAAAUACUAGAUAAGGUAAAUUUAAAAGUUUUUAAUUUCAGAGCAUUAUUGUACACUUUCCCUCCGUAUCAGAUUUCCCUGGUGUGUUAUUCAUCCUCAACAGAACCCAGUCAUCUGAAACCAACAUAGUUUAAGAUUUUUUGGAUCUACCGGUGAAACGACAGAUUGUGAAGCAUUUGUUCUGCUCUGUUAGAACCAUGGAAGCCGGCCUAGACAACUGGGUGGACAUUUUCGUGGUUGUGCUUUACUUCGUAUUCGUCAUAUUGGUUGGAAUCUGGUCCGUUUGGCAAAAAGAGCGAUCAACCACACAAGGUUAUUUUCUGGCUGGAAGGGCAAUGCUAUGGUUUCCGAUCGGGGCCUCGUUGUUUUCUAGCAAUAUUGGAAGCGAGCAUUUCAUUGGUCUGGCUGGUAGCGGUGCAGCUAGUGGGAUCGCGGUGGUGGCCUUCGAAUGGGGAUCUGCCGUUUGUCUACUGUUACUUGGAUGGAUCUUCCUUCCAGUGUAUCUGACUUCCGAUAUCUUUACCAUUCCUGAGUAUCUUACCAGAAGGUUUGGGGGCAGAAGACUUAGAACUUAUCUCAGCUUACUACUUCAGUUUCUAAAUAUCAUCACUAAAAUAUCGGUGGACGUGUACGCGGGGUCAGUGUUUGUUCAGCAAGCCCUGGGGUGGAACACCUAUAUAUCUAUAGCCGCUAUCCUAGCAGUCACCGCCGCCUACACUGUGAUAGGUGGAUUGACCGCGGUCAUCUUUACGGACACUCUUCAGACCAUCAUCAUGCUGAUAGGUUCAAUGACGCUGUCUGUUCUAGCUUUCAUGAAGGUUGGAGGAAUCCAAGGACUUAUGGUAAAAUAUUUUCAAGCCAUUCCACGUCUUGAUGAUGUAGGGUUGACCAACACCAGCAUAGCCUACAAUGUUACCGAUGUACUCCACGCUAAUGUGACCAAAACGCUUUGCGGGCUGCCUCGUGCCGACGCGUUUCAUAUUCUGAGAGAUCCAAUUAGCUCUGAUCUUCCAUGGCCCGGAAUCUUGAUCAGAUCAACGUUUGUAUCGGUGUGGUACUGGUGUGCUGAUCAGGUCAUUGUUCAGCGAACGUUGGCCGCCAAAAGCAUAGCACAUGCCCGUGCUGCCACCAUUUUGGCAGGCUACCUGAAAUUAUUGCCACUAUUUCUGAUCAUUAUGCCCGGAAUGAUAAGUCGAGUGCUCUUUCCCGAGACUGUAGCCUGUGCUGACCCCGAGACGUGUUUGAGGGUCUGUGAUAACGCUGCAGGUUGCUCGAACGUCGCGUUCCCACAACUCAUUCUGGGAUUGGCACCCACCGGCUUACGUGGAUUGAUGGUCGCUGUUAUGGUGGCAGCAGUUAUGAGCUCCUUAACAUCCAUCUUUAAUAGCGCCUCCACUCUCUUCACCAUGGAUAUUUGGAAACGUAUCAAGAAACAAGCUAGCGAGAGAGAACUACUUAUUGUGGGCAAGAUAUUUGUCGUGGUAUUGGUGGGGAUUAGCAUUCUAUGGAUUCCGCUCAUCAAAGCCGCCCAACAAGGACAGCUCUUCCUGUACAUACAGGCCCUAACAGGAUAUGUGUCACCUCCAAUCUGUUCUCUGUUUUUGCUGGCCGUUUUCGUGCCAAGAGUCAAUGAACAGGGUGCUUUUUGGGGACUGUUGACUGGCCACAUUGUGGGGAUCACACGAAUGGUUCUGGACUUUGUGUACCCAUCACCUGGUUGUGGAAAAGAGGACAACCGUCCAGGGAUUGUCAAAGAUAUCCAUUUUACGUACUUCUCGGCCAUAUUAUUGGUGCUUGCUGCUGUUGUCAUUUUAUUGGUUAGCUUGGUGACUGAGAGUCCAGACAGAGAAGCGCUCCAGGGACUGACGUUCUGGACGUCUGAGUCAAUAAAGCCCAAACCCAAAGAGAAAGAAAGUAAAUCAACAAUGGAACAAGAAAACUUGGUGAUAAAAGCUCAAUUUGACAUGGAGGCGUCCUUUACUGUACUGGAUAAUCCUGAAACCAAACCAACUGCGGAUAGGGCCUGUAACCCAUCGGGAGAUACUAUUACAAAAACUAAACUUUACAUGGACAGAAAAACUAAUAUCUUCCUUAACAUCAACGCAUGUAUUCUCAUCGGUGUAUUUGUGUUCUUAUAUUGUCUCUUUGGGUAAUAAUUCUGCAAGGUUUAAAUGUUUAUUUUCAAGACAUGAUAUCGGACAUAGAUAUCAGCACUUUAUUUCAUAAUUACCUAUAGUAAGAUAACUCUUUUUACGAAGAAGGAAGGAAAAGUACAGUAAAGGGGGAUACAUUUACGAGUCUUCCCUUAACUUCAGAUUCUCUGUAGAACCUAAGCUAGUCAUUGGGACUUAUGUAAUAAACUAUUGAUGUACUUACCUGUAUAUGCCAUCUUGAUUUUGCUAAAUGUUUCAGGCACAACGUACUUUUUUCGUUACAAAGUCCGCAAAGUUAGAUGUUAUUGACUGGUUGUUCCCUUUUUAUAGUAGUGACAGUACUGAAUGGAAGAUUGAACAGAUGAAUUGAACCAUUAAACUCAAUGACGAGUCUGAGUUUGUUUACUUGUUUGUUUUGUUUUUAUUUUACAUUUUUGUUUGUUUUUUGUCAAGAAUUUUCAGGCAUUUAUGAAGUCAACAACUCCCCCGCCCCUUUUAAAAAGAUGUCUGUAUAAUGCUCUGAUUGAAGGACAAUAGUUCUUUGAUAUUAACUGGAAACGCUAGUCUAAUAUUUACAAGUUAAGCCAUAUUCACGAAACAUUAUGUAUAUUGUUUGAUACCUUUUGUUGAUUCACAGUAAAAGAUCUAGAGAACCCGUGGUUUAGUUAUAAAAUAUUCAAGACGCUAGUGGAGUUUUGUUUUAUAGUAAUUAGCUAAUACAAUAGUUGAAAUGCUACUUUUUGUGUUUUCUGUUAGUAUAUUUGUAUCUUCUUGGUGAUGAAUUUCACUACAUGUUUGAUUGCAAUUAUCUGAUGUAAGGAACGGUGGAGAUAACGAACAGCAAUCAAUCUCAUAACUCCUAUAAGGAAUACAAAAAAGAGAGUUGGACAAACACUGAUCCUUGGAUAUACCAAGGGUGAAAACAAUGUUUAUCACUAAAAGUGUAAUGAUUCACCGCGAUACAUCAAAACCGUGAUUCUGUAAUCGAUUCUCGAUACAAAACUAAGAAAAUACGGUUUGGGUCAAUAUAAACGAAUAAAAUAUGUACAAGUUAUCUAUUUACUUCCUUCAUCUUUUCAAUGACGCCUGUAAUUGGCUAUAGAAACAUCCAAUCAACACUCAGGUCACUAAAGCAAACAAGAUGGAGGGACAUGAUGACAAUCUAAUGUUCAAAGAUAUUACUAAUACGUGUUUCAUACCAAUAGUUAGGCCUUUCUUGACAUAAUGAUUUUGACUACGGAUUACUCCAUAUACCUGAUCAAGAUAUAGGGCUCAUGGUGGGUGUGACUGAUGACAGGGGAUGCUUAAUCCUUCUAGGCACCUGAUCCCACCUCUAGUAUAUCCAGAGGUCCGUGUUUGCCCAGCUCUCUUUUUUGUAUUCCUUAUAGAAGUUAUGAUAUUGAUCACUGUUCAUUAUCUUCACCUUUCAUCAAAUCCGAAAACAUGUCAAUUUUGUUUUGAUCAUUUGCUAUAAUCAUGUACUGAGUACUGUUAAGUGAUUAAACAACUUUCUGAGCCAAA
Molecule: messenger RNA, 3899 nt
Organism: Ostrea edulis (European flat oyster)
Lineage: Eukaryota; Metazoa; Mollusca; Bivalvia; Ostreida; Ostreidae
Product: sodium/mannose cotransporter SLC5A10-like
Exons: 16
Coding region: 423-2378 (651 amino acids)
Biological process (GO): transmembrane transport
Cellular component (GO): plasma membrane
Molecular function (GO): D-glucose:sodium symporter activity
Source: RefSeq, a predicted model, not a curated record